GACCUGGGGCUCUCAAAUUCAAUCCCAUCUCGCAAGGAGAAGCUCAUCAAAAUCAGCCUGUUGUCGAAGCUGGCUGGCUUCUUCUGCAAGAAUUUGCCCAUGCUGGAGAACCUUGCCGAUCUUGUGAGCCUGGGUCUUUUCGUUUGGCUGAUCAUCACAUACAUCCCGCCUAUCUUCGAGUUGUACUGGAUGCAGGACUGCUUCCAGAACGAGCUCUUGAGGGCAGACGGCUACAAUGGGACUCGACUUCCUUUGCGCGAGGCUCGUGGAAGACAACAGGUGCCCAGCAGGUUACCGGACGAGCACGUGAAUCGGAAGGACAACACGCUGAACAUCGAGCACUUCAUCUCUGAGAAGCGCUCAGGCCUCGAUCACGGCGUGGUGACACCGAGGAAGCCAGAUAGUGACAAGCUGACGACCAACAGAGUUGUCAAGGAUCAGAGAAUCUUCUCCAACGGCAACUCCUACGUUGGCACCUGGCUCAACGGCCGAAUGCAUGGCGAGGGCCACUACAUUUGGAGCGACGGCAGCGAGUAUUUCGGUGAGUUCCAUGAGGGCUACAUGUGGGGCAGCGGGAAGAAGACCUGGCCCACCGGCCGCACCUACGAUGGCGAGUGGCGCAAGGACCAGAUGUGGGGCGACGGCAAGAUGUCCUGGCCGUCGGGAGAGGAGUACAUCGGCAGCUUGAAGAAGGGCGUCUUCCAUGGCAAGGGAACUCGCACUUGGCCAAAUGGCGAUCGCUAUGCCGGCAACUUCAAGCAUGGGAUGCAGGAGGGCGAGGGCACUUUCGAAAGUGCAGAGGAGGGCUGGGUGUACAGCGGCCAGUGGCUCCAAAAUCGCAUGAAUGGUCGUGGAAAGGUGAAGUGGCCAAAUGGCAUCGAGUACGAUGGCGAGUGGAAGGAUGGCAUCCGAGAGGGCAAGGGCAAGCUGACCUGGGCUGAUGGCUCCUGUUACAAAGGAGACUUCCAGCACAACUGCAUAGAAGGCAAGGGCAAGAAGACCCUGCCAGACGGCUCUUGGUUCGAGGGGCAGUUCCAUGACAGCGAGCUCGAGGGCCGCGGUACUUUCCACUGGCCUGACGGUACCGAAUUUGAAGGGCUUUGGCACAACAGCGAAAUUGUGGGACCCGGCUGUCACAGGUUCCCCAACGGCACCAGGAUCACAGGAGUCUUCGAAAACCAUGGAGCGACCGGCGAGGGCACAAAGAAGUGGGCGAAUGGAUGCAUGUACACAGGUACUCUGCUGAACAACAGCAUUCACAAGUACGGCGUGUUCCAGUGGCCCGACGGGCGGCGCUACAUCGGCCAGUUCCAGGAUGAGAUGAUGCACGGCGAGGGCAUGCUUUGCUGGACAGACGACUUCGGUGUGUGCCGCUACAAGGGCUCCUUCGAGCACAACGUGUUUCAAGGUCACGGUGUGCUGGAGUGGUCCGUGAAGGCCAGAUACGUCGGAGAGUUCUUCAAUGGUUUGUACCAUGGUGAAGGCACCUUUGAAUGGCCAGACAAGGCGAACAUCUACCGUGGGCAGUGGCAAUUUGGGGAGAUGAGUGGUCAGGGAACCCUCACAACAAGCUGUGGCUCGAUUUAUUCGGGCGAGUUCCAUGCUGGCAACAUGGAGGGCCGGGGAACCAUCACUUUCAUCACCAACGACCAGUACACGGGUGAAUUCAAGGACUCUCUGUUCAAUGGACUGGGCUGCUACACGUGGUCUUCCGGCGUGACCCUUACAGGAGUCUUUGAAAACAACGUCUGUAACAAGGUCGGGAAAAAGACAUACACCAACGGGCUCGUGUAUGUAGGCGAGCUCCUGGAAGAUCAGGAGCAUGGCCGCGGUGUCCUGACGGACCCAAGCGGAACCAGGGUGGUUGGCGUUUGGAACAAGGGAAGGCUCGAAGAGGAGCUGAUAGAAAUGAUCGUUUCUUCUGCAGAGGUGGAUCCUCGUGGUCCGUCCGAGCAGAUACUUGGCCAAAGAGAGAUGGCAAAGGCCAAGCUGCUACAGUAUUUCGGAUGCUUUGCCGGUUCGGGGAACCUCGAGGACGUGGCUGCACAGAUCGCCCACUUGGAGGGUUUGGAGAUGGGAUCUCCACAAGAGCUUUUGCCUGGACAAUGGACGCUGAUAGGAGACACCGCAGGCUCCCGUCCACCGACGCUGAUAGCUGCCUGCAUGGGAGCAUCUUUACAAGGUCGUGUGAUUCGUUCAGUCUGGCUGGACAUCUCUCAGGCACUGGAGCUGGAAUGCCACGCUGUUCUGGGAGACGCAGAGGGCAAUGCCGAAACUUGGAACGGAAGGACAAAGCAACCACUGCAGCUCGGCUUGUCCCCGGGGGCGCCGGUGACGGCAAGCACGGAAAGCUCCCGCGUGACAGUCAGCUAUGUGGAUGAAGAUUUCCUGGUGCUCCGGGAGGAUGACCCUUUCCUUUUCCUAGAAGGAAAGAUUCAUCGUUUCUACGUGAAGCGCGAGGUCUACCUUCGAACAAGCUCCAGGCAGCGCUUUUGGCGUGGCUUCUCGGGGCUGCGAGAUAUGCUGCCACAGGUCCCUCUCUGGCUGCUUUCUGGAUGCCGCGGCCUGGGUGCUUUUGGAUCAACGACGCACCCGCCACAGUAUGGCGAGUAUCUCUUUGUCCCGAAGGUCGAGAGUUUCCAAAUAUCCUUCGAUUCGGAAUUUCUGGAAGAACCAGUGGCUGUGGUCCAGCUUGCGGAUCUGGCUGACCCGCGACUGCUCUCUUCGCUGCUUCAGUACGUCACUUCCCAAUACAUCCCGGCACCCAGCAGAAAUUCCUCCGGCCUGGAGUUGCGAGCCUCAAUGUACACCAGCAUGUUGUACAGUGGCUUAUUCUGGCCUGCCUCUUUCUUGGCAGCACGUGCAGUUCUUCGGGCAAUACAUCGAAAGAGGGCUGCCGGCCAAGCAACCAGAGACUUGCAUGUCGUGGAAUUGGCAAGCGGAACGGGCCUUCCCUCCCUUGCCGCCCAUCGCUGCUCGGCUCGCGUCACGUGCACGGAUGUCUCCCUGCUGGCACACCAACUGGUCCUCACUGCGGCGGGCAUGCAGCCCGGUGGCGAGAUUUCAACGGGGGUCUUCGACAUCUUUCUGGACUCUCCGGAGAAGCUCCUCGAAAUGAAGCCUGACAUCGUUGUGGCUUCCGACCUUCUCUACGAGGAGGACUUUGCGGAAGCACUCGGACGGCAUCUUGGCGAGGCCGCCAAGAGCGGAGCGGCGGUCAUCACCACAGACCCUGGUCGCCUUGAAGGGCGUGGCCAGACCGUCUUUCUCGAGAGUUUCUCCAAAGCAAUGGGAAUUCCAACACAAGUCGGCUUCCAGAAGCAGGAAAUCCCGGAUGGUGUCUUGGAUCGGGGCUUGAAAGCAAUGAAGUACGGUGGCCAAGUGGACAGAUCCGUCGGUGUCUUUGAGUUCUGCCAAGCGGUCAAAACAAGGGUGUGGGUAUGCUUGCCAUGGCAAAGGUUAGCCGAAGAGUUGGACGGCACUGGAGACUGCAAGUCGAUCGUCCUCUUUGCAAACGGCGACAAGUACAUAGGUGGUCUGCAAGCAGGGCAAAAAGAUGGCGACGGCAUGUACGUGUACGCAGAUGGUGCGGCGUACAAGGGCCCUUGGUCCACAGAUUCCAUGGAUGGUGAGCUGCAUCCGCCCGGAGGGGAGGCCGAGUCUGAACAGACUCGACGACUUCAUGACCUGAACACAAAGAAUGCCGAGGCUGUUCAAAGCAUGAAGGCAAAGCUCCCUGGCGAACGAAAGCAGGACUCAGAGCAGGCGCUUGGUCAUUGGGCCAUCUAUUGGGCCUUGCACCAACCUGCCUUCUCCAGGAUUUACCCGAAAAGUUCCAGCAGCUCUGGCAAAGAUGAGAAGAAGGCAGAGUCCAUCACGGGUAAGUUCGACCCCUCCGCCCUCGAGAGGGGAGCAGCGGCUCUCCGGGAGCUUGACACCUCUCCGAAUGCUGCCAAGGCCUUCGAGCUCACCAAGAUGGCGGAACAGACGAAGCAGCAGGAGCUGCAGAAGGAGAUCGAGCAGCAACAGACCAUGCGCCAGCAGGCGAUGCUUCAACGGAAUCAGAUGGAUGCAGAGGAGAAGAGGAAGACAAUCUCGCACCAGCAGGAGCAGGAAAGAAGGACGGCGGAGUACAAGGCCCGAUUGGACAGCGAGCUCUACCAGAGCAAGCUUGAGGAUCAGCAGAAGCAAAUUGAUCAGCAGCUGCACAUGCAGCACGAACAGUUUCUCCGUCAAGAAGAUAUGCGAAAGAGAAAUAACCUCGAACUGGAGGAGGAGAAGCGACGAACUCUGCAAGAGCAAGCUCGGCUGGACCGAGAAGCAGCCAUCGUCGGAAUCUUGGUGUUCUUGCAUGUGGAGCCACUUUCUGUUGACUUCUUGGCUCUUUGCCGCUUCAGCCGUAGAAUCCCCGAAUCUGCGGCGCCGUGCUGCGCCGCCGCGGAGAGGCAUCCGAAGCCGAGACUUUCGCAGAUGGCCGGGCCAAGCCCGAGCAUCCUUGAAGCUUCGCACCUCUCUGAGGCUGCGAUGGCUUCAAAGCUCUCCGCGGAGCAGCUUCAGCUUGCAAAAUGGCGCCUGGAACAUGGGGAGACCAUUCAAGGACGACCCUUUUACGACGAUCCAAAGUUCGUGAAGUUCUGCGAAGCAGCAAAUGCAGCCGAAGCACAGUCGAAAACAGCGAAGGACGGUGCUGCUAGACUCUUCGGCGAAGACCUGACGCCAGAGGUCGUGGAGAAGUAUCACUUCGCCUUUGUCAACGCCCAGGACGGUGACUCGGAGGCUCUGGAGGCUUGGAAGCGGUUUUGUGACAUGCUGCGUGAGACCGAAAAGAUUCUCGGUGCCAUCGAUGCCCCGCUGCGGGACACAGGAGAAAGGGCGACCCAUCAUGCGGCAGAGGUCGGCCACAUUCAGAAUUUAAAGUGGCUGCAUGACAAUGGAGCCGACAUCAACGCAAUAACGGCUCCCGCUUUGUCGGUGUCAGCAGACGGCGAUAUAUCUUUGGGCCUCACCCCCGUCCACGUAGCAGCAACAUUCGGGCAAAUCCAGGCGCUGGACUUUCUGAAGUCCCUGGGUUGCGACCUGAACUUCAAGCGCGCAGACGGGGCCACAGCCCUGGAUCUGGCCGUGGAUGCAGAGCAGUCCGAGACGGCAGCUUGGUUGGAGAAGAACGGUGCUGUUCGAGGAGUGUCGUGA
Molecule: messenger RNA, 5190 nt
Organism: Symbiodinium necroappetens
Lineage: Eukaryota; Dinophyceae; Suessiales; Symbiodiniaceae
Source: the annotation of a GenBank genome assembly